Echinops telfairi (small Madagascar hedgehog) is the source of this 939-nucleotide messenger RNA. It is a transcript of the gene KPNA5, whose product is annotated as karyopherin subunit alpha 5. NCBI's taxonomy places the organism in Eukaryota, Metazoa, Chordata, Mammalia, Afrosoricida, Tenrecidae. The record is from RefSeq and is a predicted model, not a curated record. Gene Ontology annotation, molecular function: nuclear import signal receptor activity; protein binding. Gene Ontology annotation, biological process: NLS-bearing protein import into nucleus. Gene Ontology annotation, cellular component: nucleus; nucleoplasm.
AUGUAUGUAAGAAACGGACUGUUCAUAUUAAAAAACUCGAGCAGACUGACAACAACCAGAAAUGCUGUAUGGGCCCUCUCCAAUUUAUGUAGAGGCAAAAACCCACCUCUGAACUUCAGUAAGGUUUCCUCUUGCUUAAAUGUCCUGUCACGAUUGUUGUUUAGCAGUGAUUCAGAUGUCUUAGCCGGUGUGUGUUGGCCUCUUUCUUCUCUCUCCGAUGGAACCAAUGAUAAAAUUCAAGCAGUUAUUGACUCUGGAGUCUGUGGAAGAUUGGUGGAACUUUUGAUUCACAAUGAUUAUAAAGUGGUGUCCCCUGCCUUAAGAGCAGUUGGUAAUAUUGUGCCUGGUGGUGAUAUUCAAACGCUGGUAAUUUUGAAUUGCUCUGCAUUACCUUGUUUCUUACACUUAUUGAUUAGCCCAAAGGAAUCAACCAGAAAAGAAGCCUGUUGGACUGUUUCUAACACAACUGCUGGAAACAGCUCAGGUUCAGGAAAGCAUUUAAAAGCUGUUAGAGGUGCAAAUAUUUUUCCUGUUUUGAUUGAGAUUCUUCAAAAAGCAGAAUUUUGCACUAGAAAAGAAACUGCCGGGGCCAUCCCGAAUGCCACGCCAGGGGGCGCUCCAGAACAAAUAAGGUAUUUGGCAGCCUUAGGCUGCCUUAAACCUCUUUGUGACCUUUUGAUUGUUAUGGAUUCCAAAAUAGUCCAAGUGGCUUUAAAUGGUCUUGAAAAUAUUUUACAUCUUGGAGAACAAAAAUCUAAGCAGAAUGGCAUAAGCAUUAAUCCAUACUGUGCUCUCAUUGAAGAAGCAUAUGGUAAGAGCAUCUGUUAAAGUUGUGUUACUAUAGCCAAGUCUUAUCGACCAUAGGAAUUUUCUCCCUUUAGAUCCUUAAAAUUAUAUGUUGUCAAAGACGUUGAAAUGAUUUUAAAUAAUUUCAUUUGA